AUGAUGGAUCUCUCGUCCGGCCAGUCUGUCCCGUUGCCGGAGCUGAUCAAGGAUGUGACGCCUCCAUGCCACCUCAAUCCGCUGCUGUUCAACGGUCAUUUGCAAACCGCAUACACCGUUGUGAAAGGCGUCGAUAUCCCUGUGGUCUACAAGCGCAAGGUCUUCGCCUCGAACAACCCGGCCGUUCCUGGCACCUUUGCUGUCGACUUCGUCCACCGCAUCGCUUCUAACGACGUCGACUCGACCUUGCCUCCGCGCACAACCUACUUUACCGAUCAGGAGUUCGGUGAGAUCGGCUCAAAUGACAGCAAACCCAUGCUGGUCACCCUUCACGGCCUGGCUGGAGGCAGCAAUGAAAUCUACCUGCGUCACGUUCUUGCUCCCCUGACCACCGAGGAAGGUGGCUGGGAAGCUUGCGUAGUGAAUUCUAGGGGCUGUGCUAUGAGCAAAAUCACCUCCAACGUUCUGUACAAUGCCCGUGCCACAUGGGACGUGAGACAGGUCGUGACCUGGCUCCGGGAGAAGUUUCCCAACAGGCCCCUUUUCGGCAUUGGCUUUUCUCUGGGGGCCAACAUCCUAACCAACUAUCUUGGCGAAGAGGCCGAGCACUGUCAACUCAAGGCCGCCGUCGUCUGCUCGAAUCCUUGGAAUUUGGACGUCUCCAGUGAGGUCUUGAAGAACUCAUGGAUGGGACUGCACGUCUACCAGAAGGCCAUGGGAAGUAGUAUGAGGAGGCUAUUCGACAGGCACGCCGAAGAAAUUGCAAAGAACCCAAACAUUGACGACGAGGAAGUUCGCAACUGUACCUACCUAUACGAAUUCGACAGAGCUGUACAAUGCGGAAGUUGGGGCUAUCCUACGGAGAGAGCAUAUUAUCGAGAUGCUUCGUCUUGUGAUUCUAUGCUUGCCAUCAAGAUCCCCUUUCUCGCCAUCAACGCCGAAGACGACCCGAUCUCUGUGAAGGAGGCCAUCCCGUUCGGGGAAUUCAAGCAAAACCCAUACGCCGUUCUGUGCUCCACUUCUCUCGGCGGUCAUCUCAGUUGGUUCCAGAGCAACGGCGAUCGUUGGUUUGCAAAAGCUUCCGUCGCUUUUCUGAAGAAGAUGGCCGAGGACGCCGAUUUCGAUGCCACGCAGAGCCUCAAUUCCCAGAACGCCAAUGGUUCUGUAGGGGGCAGGGGCAAGCCGUUUGUUUUCGAACCAUUGCGCCGCAAACUGCACAUUCCGAAAGACCACGCCGAGUAA
This is a messenger RNA of Lasiodiplodia theobromae, 1242 nucleotides long. Its product is annotated as Alpha beta hydrolase fold protein. The record is from RefSeq and is a predicted model, not a curated record. The transcript has 8 exons. Gene Ontology annotation, molecular function: monoacylglycerol lipase activity; acetylesterase activity. Gene Ontology annotation, biological process: medium-chain fatty acid catabolic process; medium-chain fatty acid biosynthetic process. Lineage: Eukaryota; Fungi; Ascomycota; Dothideomycetes; Botryosphaeriales; Botryosphaeriaceae. Bases 1 to 1242 code for a protein of 413 amino acids.